Trichobilharzia regenti is the source of this 1188-nucleotide messenger RNA. The record is from the annotation of a GenBank genome assembly. NCBI's taxonomy places the organism in Eukaryota, Metazoa, Platyhelminthes, Trematoda, Strigeidida, Schistosomatidae.
UUUGUUGUUGAGUAAAGACCUUGAAACUAUAUAAAUACAAUGUUCUGUUUCUGCGCACAUUUCUAACGAUGGCGUCUUUAAGCUGUGGCUACAAAUGUUUGCAAAUAUUUUUGGUCAUCUUCAAUAUACUUGUGUUUGCAUGUGGCAUCGCUCUGAUUGUAAUCGGAAGCCUUGCACAAGUAGCAAUUAAUAAAUAUUCUGCUGGAAUGGAUGCAAAUGUAAAAGGACUUGUCAUUUUUAUCAUUGUCCUUGGAUGCGUUGUGUUUCUUCUGGGAUUCCUUGGAUUCUGUGGAGCAUGUACUAAAAAUGUUUGCUGUUUAACAAUGUAUGCUAUUUUGCUAUCAGUUAUAGUUGCGGCUGAAAUCGGCGCAGGAAUAGCUGCUGUUGUACUGAAAGAGGAUGUCAAAAAGCACUUCACAGCUACAGUCAAGAGUUCUGUAGCAGUGUACAGUAGCAAUCCUGAACUCCAGAAACUUAUUGAUAAAAUACAAUCAGAGUUUAAAUGCUGUGGUUCUGAGUCUUCGAAUGAUUACAGUGCAACAGGACAAACGGUCCCUGAAUCUUGUAAAGAUCCAGCUACAAAGGUGGCAUAUGCAGAUGGUUGUUCUAACAAAGUGAUAAGUUUCUUUGAAAAGUAUCUUGUCGCUGUUGUUGUUGCUGCAUUCGUUUUUGCCUUACUACAAUUGCUGUGUAUUGUAUUCGCUGUUUGUGUUAUUCGAGCUAUCAAGUCUGGUGAUUCAGCCUGAGGUGAAGAGAAGAAGCCGUAGAAGAUGACAAAAGGCGAGACUGACUGACAUCAGAAGUGUUUUGGGCUAUCUCACAAAAUUCCCUUAUAAUAUAAAGUUGGCAAAAUGACACUGUUCAAUGUGAUAAAAUCCUUCACUUUCCAAAACCCCUAUCCCGUUCUCCACCCCGAAAAAAUAUUUUUUUUUAAUAAUUUCUAUUCAUCUGUCAUAUGGUUAAUUUUUACCUUUCUUUUUCUUAUAAUUAUUGUAAUUGUUAACAAGUGGAUAAAGAAAAUUUUGUAUUCUCCCUGCUCCCCCUACUCCUUGACAUCCUUUACAGUUUUUAAAAAGUAACAGAUGUAAGGAACAAAGAUGGCGGAAAAAUCAUGAAAUAAUUUUGUUUUUGGGUUAUUGGGUUGAUGAAGAAUAAAGAUAAAUAUAUUACUAUUAUUAUUAUUACUAU